AUGCGGGCGAAAGGCGUACUGUCCACGUCUAAGGAUCCUCACAACAAAGACGCCGAAAUGAACGCAUACAUUUCGGCGUUCGAUGAGGAAUUGUUUCAGGACGUGUUGCGAUUGUAUAAAUUAGGGGUUAGUUUUUACAAACAUGUCCGCGAUUGAAUUUUGCACUUUUCCAGAAGGAAUACCCCAAAACGAAUGGCUGUUGGAGAUUCAACUUCACCGCAAUGCGUGCUCAGCCGGAGGCAACGCGAGUUCUGCUGAAAGCCUACGUGGACCAAUUCGAUACGACGCUCUCGCCUAAAGCCCCGACAAUGACUAACUCCGACUUCGCAAAGAUUCGUUUUUCAGCAUGACAAUCGGCCGAUUAUGACGUUCAUGAUUGUCAUGUUACGUGUUUAUGAAGGCCCGCAAUCUUAUUCAUUCCAAAAUAACACUUUAAAAUUGUCGAGUUCACUAACAAUUUUGCAUUACUUGAAAAUUACUUCAGAUAAUUUUUAAUUUCAGAAACAAAUUUCAAUUUAUAGUUUUUUCCGGAAAUUUUCAAAAAAUUGCAAGAUUUUUCGACAUUUCAAAAGCUUCUAUUUUUUUUUUCGUUAAAUGAGAUAUUAUGAAAUUAGUUUUAAAAGCCUGCAAGUUUUGUUUAACUCAAAAACGUAAUCUUUGGAAGUGUCAGAAAUUUUUGUAAUCGUUCGAAAUUCAAAAAAACUCUGGCGUAUUUUGUUAAAUACUUCAUUGCCUUUUUUUUCCAGAGAAUGGCUGUUUUCAACUUUGUGAAAAUCGAGAACGACCACGUCAAGUGCGAGAGCUGCACAGCCACUCUAGACAGUCGCGGCACGGCAGGCGUAGUGCGCCACAGGGUGCUGCGGCACAUCCGCAGCACGGCGCACCGGGCCUUGAACGAAGUCCACAGAGUAACUUCAUCGUUUUCGUAGCAUUGCUACAGGACAUUUUUAGAUAAAGCUGGAUGGUAACGAUUGGUUUACGACGCCGGCUCGGACGAAAGAAACCUGGCAGCCGUGGCCGAGCAAUUGGUCACGGCUUCCAGGUGCUCUAUCUGCUAUUUGACUAUAUGUGAGUGAAAUGACGGAAAACUAAUUAGGAUGAGUUUUUUUUUCAGUACCAGUCACGUUUCUAGAGCCCUGUGGCCACGUCUUGUGUGAAGAGUGCCACAGGCGCCUGCAGGCCGUCAGCAACGCCUGCCCGGUCUGCAGGCGCAUUUUCAAUGGCGUUUCGACCAACCGCGUCAUUAACC
Molecule: messenger RNA, 1249 nt
Organism: Caenorhabditis auriculariae
Lineage: Eukaryota; Metazoa; Nematoda; Chromadorea; Rhabditida; Rhabditidae
Source: the annotation of a GenBank genome assembly